CAGCUGCACGGCGAGGAACCGGCCGCUCGAGCAGGAGCUUCAGGUCAACAGAAGAAGAGGAAUGCAGUGAUCAAGAAGAUGCAGAGUGACGUACUGGAGAGAGAGGGGGUGCUGUCAGUGACUGAGCUGCAAACAGUCAGUGCUUCUGUGGAGAAGCAUGUGGGCUGGUUUACCUGCACUGAUCACCUUGAACUGCUGUUAAACAGAGUGUCUGACACCCUUAGUCACCUGUUGGAGUUCGAGAGCAUGGGCAACAGAGACUGGAGUCAACUGACUGUCAAGAUCUGUCUUCAGAUCUUCCAGGCUGUACCCAAAAAUGUUGGAGCCAUUGUAUGGAGGGGGGAGUGUGGAAAAGAAGCUCUGCAAAGGAUUGUGGGAUUUCUGUUCCAAGUCAUCAUGAGCCAGAGUUUACACACAGACAUUCGACUACUGGCCAGUACAGCACUAGUGAAGCUGAUCAACAGCAGCCCUCAGCCCCAGCUUGGGGCAGUGGCAGCACUCCAUGCUGUCCAAUUGACACAAGAAGAGAUUGAUGGCUUGACUCUCGGAGAGCUGAAGGUCACAGUUAUGGCAAAGCGAACUGAUGGCUUGGGAAAUUUGCUGAUCAGUCGGGGUCUGGUGAGCUGCAAUCACAAUGAGAUGCUUGUCUGCCAACUACCAGGCUUCCAAAGUGGGGCCUCUGUCUUGCUGGAUCUGCUGUUUCCUGUCAUAGUGGCUCACUGUGAGGACAAACGGAGUCAGAUUCUGUCCCGUGCUUUUCAAGUGCUGACUCUGUGGCUGAAGUGCAUCAAGGUGAAUAUUGCCACAAUCUGGAGACUGCGUGCUGGGAGGCUGCUCGAGCAGCAUUCAGCUGUUACCACCCAACUAUUGGAGCUGAUAUGGCACAGGAUUGAAAGCCCAGUGGAGGGUCUGCUGGACUCUGUACAUUGUUCUUUCCGCCUGUUCUUGGAUAUUUACAGACAGGAAUGCAGCCACUUUGGGGAUGUGAAGCUGCCUCUUUACUCAUUCUUACUGCAUCGUCUUAAAGCCCUCCCAUGGCAGGUGAAAGCCAAAUAUUUGCUCCUCUCCUCUCUCGUCUCCUGCUUUGGUGCAGAUAAGAUCAUGGUUGAUUACGAGGAGCUUCCAAAACAUUUGUUCAACUGCCUUUCGACAAAUCACUUGUGCUCUGCUGCCUCUGAGCUGUACUGGACGAUACUGCAGCAGCACAGGUUGGAGUGCACUUUGACCCAAGGAACCCUGAAUGAACAGGAACUAGCAGAGAGUUGGGCUCAGUCGUGGCUGCAAAUACUGGCUGAAGCUUUAACGUCUGACCUCCCAUUAUAUCAGCAGAACACUGCCAAUUACCUCCUAGGAAGAACACUGAAGAUCUUCCCAGCGUCCUUCCACCUCCUGGCUAGGGCAUUUGAUGGUGGCCACCCAGAGCAUCACCUUGGCUGGAUCACCCUAAUCAGCACUCAGCAGGUAAUUUCUGGAUCCCUGCCCAUGGAGACCAACACACAGAGGAAUUUGAGGGCCUCCUUACAUUGUCUGGGUGACCGUGUGCGUCUCCGUGCUCUUGCUCUGCUGUGCAUCAGCCCUAAAACCAACCAGGCACUGAGUCCGAAGGCCAUGGGUCUGCUGAAGGAGUUCCUGCCUCUUAACAUGAAUUGCAGUUCCUCGUCAUUCAGACAGUUGCUUCAGGCUAGUGUGAAGAAAGCCCUGGUGAGGGUCAGAGACAGCUGUCUUAUGAACCUUCGUGCACUGAGAAGAUCAGACAACAGCAAAAAGGGAGGAGAAGGAUGCCCAGGAACAGCAGACUGUGUAUUUGAUGGUAUUGGUUUUGUACAGUGGCUGCUGGAGCUGAGUGUCUCUUCUCUGCUGCCAAGUCUGAGCUACCAGAGGAAGAAGACAGCAUUGCUGCUGAUGGAGGCCCUCCUCGAGACCUGUACAGACAGUUGGAGCCCUAACAGGAGGAAGGGACAGCCACCUCAGGACAUGACUGAGUUAUUGAACCUGGCGAGGCAAAGUGGGAGCUGGGAUUUCUUCUCACAGUCCAACCUGCAGAUCCUGGUGGGCUGCUUGAUGGAUGGAACAAAUGAGAUCAGGGAACUGGCUGCCAAGCUGCUGGUGAACUACCUUCCCAUGCUCCUACCCCAGCCCCUGGCUGGUGCUUUGUUUGAGCAUGCUCUGAGGAUGUUGUGCAGCCCCAGGGUGUCCCAGGCUGAGGCUGGAGCCCUAAUGGUGAAAACAGUUCUUCAAAAGUCUGACGUUUCAGUUUUGCUGGGCGUGAUUGCUCAUGGGGAGGCCCCUGAAGAUGUCUGCUCCCAACCGUUGAUCUUUGUAACUUACCUACAUCAGCAGUUGGAGGAGCAUUAUAGAGUGGCUCGUGCAGAUUUGCUGCAAGCUGCAAAGACCAAGCCACUGCAUGGUUUGAUAAUAGCACUGAGGAAAUGUUUGACAGAGGUAUCGGAGACCCGGAGUUCAUUGUGGCAGCAAUCUUUCAGAACAAGGUGGAGGCUAUUCAUCAGUCAGCUGAUGGACACCCUGAGUAAUAUUAGCCACUUUCUUCUCGAUACUUUGUCUGGGGCCCAAUUCUCUUGUCGGAGGCAAGAAACAGCUCCCUCCCUUGCUGAUAUGGGAAUUGCAAUCAAGGCUGUAAUAGCUGUGGGAAAAGGUCUGGAACAGAAUGUUGGGGAGGAUUCAGUGCUGCUAACUGAGGAUGACAAACUGAUCCAAACCUGCUGCUGGGUUACCCUGCGGGAGCUGGGGUUACUGCUGGGACACCUGGUGGAGCUUGGACUUUCACCCCACACCUCUGCAAAUUCGGCUCACCUGCUGUCUACGGCACAGAUACAAAACACCGCAGGAAUUUUCCUGGACAUGCUUCUGAAAUGUCGGCACUGGGGAGUAGUUGAAGGAAGCAGCGCUGGAUUCACCAGGUUCUGUGCAGCCCUUCUGAAACGACAGUCUCCAGAAUUGCAAUCUAUUCCUCGACAGAUCUUGGAGAAGGGGUUGUCAGGUCUGCGGGGUCCUCGGAGCAGUUCGAUUACCAGGAGGGCAGCUGGCUUGCCGAUGCUGUUACUGUGUGUUGUGGCUGGAGAAGACAGUGAGACAAAACCUCUACUCCAUUAUUGCAUGAAGACAUUACUGGAUAUUGCCAACACUCCUCUGUCCAGUGACUGGGAUCAGACAAUUGAUCUCCCACAGGUUUGUUCAAUCCAUACAUUAAAAACUCUGACUCAGAGUUCCGUUCUGGGAUCUGCUGUAUUAACAUACACCAGCAACAUGGCUACCCUGUGCUUGCAAGGGCUCAGCUCUGCAUCCUGGGCCAUGCGCAAUGCAGCUAUUCAACUUCUCAGUACUUUAACCUGUCGUGUGUUGGGUAAGAAGUGUAGUGGAGAUGACUCCGCGUGGAGCGGGGUGACGGCGUGCACAUUCUUCUUGCACUACCCAGAAUUGAAGAGUCUUCUCCUUAAAGAGCUGUAUAAUGCAACAAGCCAAGAUUCUGCGCCUGUGGGAGGGCAUCUUCAACUCUACCCUUCGCUCCAUUCCAUUCUCAGCCUGUUGGCGAAACUCCAACCAAGUGUAAAUGACACAAAUGGUGCUUGUUCUAGGUUUCUCCACCCUCUGAGGCAGCUCGCAGCCAAUCCGAUUCACAGUGUGCGCGUGAUGUCUGCAAAGGCUCUGGUUGCGCUGGUCCCACUCAUGGAAUACAGCAAGGUGCUGGCAGCUUUGGUUGGAGACUUACCGGCUUGUGAUACACCUAUCUUCCACAAUACACUGCACGGCCAACUGCUGCAGGUGGAAGCUGUCCUGGGAGCUGGGCUGGAUGCAGGCUGCUUAAUUCCCCAGGAUCUACAGGAUGUGGUGAAGAGUCUGGAAAUGAAGCUUUGGUUGGUGAGCCCAGUGCAACGCUGCCCAUUGAUCCAAGCUGCCUACCUGAAGAUAGUUUCAUUGGUACUGGGUUUGUGCAGUGAGGAGUUCUUGAGCAGUCUCCAGUUGGUGCUCCUUGCUGAUCUGGAAACCCCUCCAUCCAGGCUGAUGAUUGGCUCCGCGAUAUUUCGGAGAGCUGUAACUCACUACCUGUGUGCCGAGGUGGUGCGAGCAGGAAGUCCACACCAGCUGGAGCGGAUUGACAGGUUGUUGUUCUGUGGCGACCUUGACAUCCGCCUUGCUGUCCUCACCUGGAUCACGCAGGAUCUCAGUUGCAAGAAUCAGCUGGCUGGCUCGUGGAUAUUGGAGCAUCUAUUGAGCAACUUACAGCUGGUGUUAUUGGAGAAGGAGCCAAGUUCGGAGCUCUUAAGAAGCUGGCUGGAAGCCAUUGUGUUCCUGCAGGAAAACCAACAAGAGCAGGAGUCAAAGGCAGUACCUGAAGAUCUGAACCUGCGAGUGCACUGCAUUGAGAUACUGUUGUGUAAAAUAGAAGUGGCAACACUUGGGCCCAUUCUUCACAGUCAGGCUCUGCGUGCAGUCAGUGUGCUUCUGGCUGACAGUUGCCAGGUUCUCUCUCUUGCUCUGAUGAUGCGUUGGGCAACACACCUAGAACACUGUAGUGAUGCAACAUCCAGUGAAAUACUGCAUCUGAGUGCUGCCAACUCACUUGUCCAGGCAGGUGUGAAAGUGAUAGCAUGGGCAUUGAUGGACUCUCCCAGACAUGUCCCACUGGUUGUCAGGAUAAUAAAUGCAGGAAUCUGUUUGUUGCAAGAUGAGGAUCCGAGGGUGCGGACAGAAGCUGCCAAGUUUGCUACUCAGGUGCACCGGUUAUCUGGCAGCAGCGGUGAGCAGUUAACUCACUUUCAGCCCAACAGGGCUCUGCUCUGUCUGCUUGAGUUCCUGUUACAGAAUUGUUGGGACUGCAAGCAAAUAUUUGAAGUUUUGAUGCAGUACAUCCCAGCUGUAGAUGUGGCUGCAAUCCUGGUUGAACUAAGGAGUGACAAAGCAGCAAGUCUAUACGAGGAGGAUGAACCAAAUGUGUUUGCCGAACCAACAGUGUUUGCUACAAUCCUGCUGCCUUUUCUUCUCCGAAUAGUAGAAAAGUGGGAUAGUUCUGCAGCCGGUCAUGGAUGGCUUGAGGCCUGGGCCAUAGAAAACCACUCAGACCUUGUGAGGAAUAUGAAACAGCUUAACCAGAGAUGGAGACAAGGGAUCCUUCUAGUCGAAUGCUUAGAUGUUCUGGCUGCUGCUAACUUUUACCCUGCACUUGUGGGACUUCUUGUGAGGCUGAAUGUUCUCUUCCAUCAUCUUCAAACGCUUGAAUCUCUCAAUGUGGACACAUCUAACAUUGGUGGCCCCUCAUACGGACUGCAGGCUGACCUGGAGCAACUGCACGGACUAAUCACCCAGGCUGGAUUAAUCCCAGUCAGUAUGGGAUUAGAUACAUGGAAGAAAUCAAUCACUGGGAGGAACACAGAUCUAGUUAACUGCAUCGAGCUGCACAUUCCAGCAUUUGAUGUCCUCAGAGACUUUCUCGACUGCCAGUUUCUCGAUCAAGAAUGUUUGUCACUGUUAAGUAUGGAGGCAGCUGAGGAAAUUUGGCAUGAUGGUGACUACCCUUGCCACCUUUUAUAG
Messenger RNA from Hemiscyllium ocellatum (epaulette shark), 5547 nucleotides. RefSeq names its product tRNA (32-2'-O)-methyltransferase regulator THADA. The record is from RefSeq and is a predicted model, not a curated record. Gene Ontology annotation, biological process: tRNA methylation. Gene Ontology annotation, cellular component: cytosol. NCBI's taxonomy places the organism in Eukaryota, Metazoa, Chordata, Chondrichthyes, Orectolobiformes, Hemiscylliidae. The coding region runs from base 79 to 5547 and encodes 1822 amino acids. The transcript is spliced from 32 exons.